Seminavis robusta is the source of this 1467-nucleotide messenger RNA. The record is from the annotation of a GenBank genome assembly. NCBI's taxonomy places the organism in Eukaryota, Bacillariophyta, Bacillariophyceae, Naviculales, Naviculaceae.
AUGACGAAAAGGGGAUUCUAUUCCAAGAAAAAUGUGGCCGAGAGGAAAAUUCGGAACAAUGGAGUAGACCCAGCAACUGAGCCACCUGAAUUACGUGAUCUUCCUCCGUUGCAAGGUGGUACACGGCUUCCUAGGAGUGUUAGAUCGUCCGAGAGCGUACCUGUUGUGACUUGGUCCAGGGAUGGUAAGCCACCAGCCACCAAGGGACGAUUCUUCUCGCGGAACAAACAGGUGAGAACCCUCGAGGAAUUAUGCGACGGUGGAAAACUACCGACUUAUGCAGAGAUCAGUGAGUUGAUCGGCAAUGAGCACAAGGCUAUCCAGUACAUGGCUGACAUUGGAAUUAUACGUGUCCCGGACGUUUGUGGGAGGUGUAGUGUGAGUGUGCCUUGGAAGACAGGCCAGAACACCGUUCGAUGCAGAAAGCAGUAUUGUGAGUUCAGGUGUCCAGACAACUGCGAGCGAUGUGGUGUCCCGAUGGAGGCAACCAAGGAUGCCGAAAAGGAAAUCGUCUACGCCUACUGUACUGACAGCAACUGCAACUGGAAGUGGAAGCCAGGAAAGUCGUGGGAAGUGUCCGUGUACAGGGGCAGCAUUCUACAAAACUGUCGCCUACCAAAACAUGAGGUUCUGCAUUGCUUCUACCUAUUUCUAUUGCAGGUACCGGUGGUUACGGCGGCAAAGAUGCUAGGAUGGACGGUUGAAGUUGCUGGAAAAUGGUUUAGACACUGCCGUCAACUGGUAGCUGAGAUGGUUCUGAUGGAAGAACGCGACAAAGUCAUGCUAGGAGGUGAAGGGGUAAUUGUCGAAAUAGAUGAGUCGAAGUUUGGAAAGCGGAAGUACAACAAAGGGCGUCGGGUAACAGCUGAUUGGGUGCUGGGUAUGGUGGAAAGAACAGACAAAAGAAAGCUUGCUAUGGUGGUGGUGCCAAACAGAAAGGCCCGAGUACUCAUCCCAAUUAUCACUGCAUUUGUCAGGCCAGGAACCACCAUCCACACCGAUAUGUGGAAGGGCUACAGUUGUCUCCAGUAUCUCGCUGACUACGACUAUGAACACAAGACUCUAUGUCACAAAAGAGAGUAUGUGAACUCGGUGGAUGGAACACACACCCAAACCAUCGAGGGUAGCUGGUCGUUCAUGAAAAGAAAAAUGCCGGUCUGCAAACGGAGUGGCAGGCAACUGCAGGAGUAUCUGUGGGAGAUAAUGUGGCGACGGUUGUAUUCGGGUAGCCUUUGGAUGGCAUUCUUGACGGGUGUAAGCCGAUACAGGUACACACCAGCGGACAUUGAGAGGCUCUGGGAUUUGCGCGAUGAGGAGGAUCCUGAGGGGUGGAACGUGGAAGAUCAGAAAGAAGACGAUGACGAGGACAAUCUGUACUACGAUACGGACGAGGAGGACUACGAGAGUGAUGGAGUGGACGGUGCGGCGGCGGCAACUCUGUUGGGUAUCCAGCGGGCUGUUAUCUAG